AUACUUUGCGCCUGCGCAGCACGUGCAGAUGUUGCAAGAUGGCGACCUUCAAUCCAAAGUCGUUUGACAAGAAGUUAAAGUCUCUUGAUGGUAGUCAGACUGGAAUAGAAACUUUGUCAUUGUGGAUUUUACAUCAUAGACAGCACGCAAACAUAAUAACAGCUACAUGGCUCGAUGCAGUUCGGAAAAGUCAGAGACCAGAGAGAAGACUUGGAUUGUUUUACCUUUCUAACGAUGUUGUGCAGAACGGUCGGCGAAAAGCAAAGGACUUAGUGUCUGCGUUUGGUAAUGUGAUGAAAGAAGCAACUCCUUUUUUAUGUGAUGACAAGAUCAAAGCACAAGUUGAGCGAGUUUUUAACAUUUGGCUUGAGCGAAGUGUGUUUGAUGCAGAGCUAAUUACAGAAUUAAAGAAAAAGCUUGAAGUUCCAUCUGAACAAAACAAGAAGGAAGAGUCUAAAGAUGAAAAGACGUUAGAAACGAAACCCCCUCCCGUACAGAGAAAGCAAGUUCCUCCCGAUUUUAAGGUAGCUAGCUUGUUGGUGUCAGUUAAGAAAACAACAAACUUAGAUCACGAUGUUGAGCGUAAAUCAAAAGCUUUGGAAAACUUGAAGAUCGACGCAUCGAGCUUUGAAUCAAUCAAACAUAUUAAAGACCGAUCAAGUGUGGGGAGGUUCCACAAGCAGUUUCAAGAAUCCAAAGUCAUUCUGGAUGAUUACAUUCACACGUUGAAGAAGAGUGAGAAGGACAAGAAAGUGUUGAUGAACUUGUUAUCAGGUGGUGAAGCGUUUUACGAAGUCGCGCAGGAUGAAGCAAAAGUUAUCGUCAACGCUUACAAGACUUUCGGCAAUCGUUUAAAUUUAAUGAAAAAGAAACUGGAUUCAAAGUUGAAAAAACUGGGUGCAACGCCAACAGGGGAUUCCAAGCGGCAAUCGAGUGAUCAAUUGGCUUCAAAUGUGGGGUCUACAGACGAAAAGAGAAAAAUAGAACGCAUAAGUAGUGUGACCAACAUAGAAGAUAUGGAUCUUGAUAGCGAUUCAGAAGAAGAAGUCCCUCCAUCCCAGAGGUACAACCCUAGCACAGCACCCUCGCAUGGAGAGACAACACCCGGGAAAAAUAAACCUGAAGAACACAGUAAACCGGCCUCACAAGCUCUGGAUGCCCAUCCUGUUUUUAUUCCAGUCGCUACAAACGGUAUGACGUCAUAUUUAAAUUCAACAGAGCAGAAAGGUUUGGUGACGAGUGAAAACAACGCGAUUGGAACUGCAGCGCAAGAAACUCCGCUAUCAGAAGGUUCUGUCGGGACCCCAGAUGGUUUGGUGAUAGCGGAAGACAAAGGUACGUCAAAAACACGCUUCACAUCUCUCUUUGAUAAAGCGAUAGAGUCUAAAACGACGGCAGCCCCAACGACGACGCCUGUAUUAGACGAGCAGAGGUCGGAUGCACAUACAUCGGAAUCGGAACAAGGCGAUAAGCCAUUGCAAUCGUUGAUCGACUCUUUGUUUCCUGUACUUAGCAAAAGUUUACAAACUAUCAAAGAAAAACAACAAGCAGUUGACGACGCAAAUAAACCAUCUGUAAAUGACGCAAUAGCCUACGCACUAGGUGCGCAGACAAACGACGAAGUUGCUCGAAAAAAAUCCCGUUUUGAAAACGAUGCGGCGCAAGUGUCGUUAACUAAUCCGAAAGGACUGUCCGAAACUCAAACGGAACUCAUUAGUAUAGCUGCAGGUAUAACUAAAUUCGGCGAGAACUUUCUACCCGUUACUCAACCCAACACAAGCCAUAGCAGCGACAGCGUAUUCGUGAAUCAUUCAAUAUCUAAUGACGGUAAUGUUCGACCAAGUGAUGAUGACGGGAUGGCCAAAGGCGGUAACGAGGAUUAUGAUAGAAGACGUGACGACAGAAAAUCCCGCCAUAAUUCUGGUCGUCAUCGUAGACGUUCUUCAAGUAGGUCACCUCCACGACGUUCUUCGCAUCGAUCUCGAGACGGUCGAGACGAACGACAUUUUGAUCGACGAAAAGCAUCCCGCCGUUCUCCUAGUCCCCGCAAAAGAAGAGGGAGUCGCAGCAGGAGGUCUUCGUCUAGGGAUCGUGAACGUCGUUUUUCUCCCGAUUCUAAGAAAGCGCCGUACUAUAACGAUCGCAGAUCUCCCACCCCAGAAUUAGACAGUGCAAUGAAUCCUCCUCCGCAAUUCAAUUCGCAGGCUGUACCUGGAUCAAUAAUGAAUCCGUUAAUGCCGGCACAUAACCACAUGAUUUCCAAUUCUAAUCCUAAUUUCCCAAAUCCUAAUUCAGGUGUGGCGAAUCAACCUUUCCACUUAGCACCAAACGUUCAAACUAAUGACUUAAAUGAAGCCGAAAUGCGAGCCAACUUUGAUCCUUCUGCGUCGUCAAAUAUGGAUGAUCCACAACAGAAAGACUCGGAUACAAGUCAACCAAAUGCUGCCACUAUUAUGCAGUUAACAAACUCGUUACGCCCACCCAUGCAGCCCUGUUCUGUUGGAAUAAAUGCUGAAGAGAGAUUAGGGCCAUCCACACCUUUCCCGAUGCAAGCAGCGAAUCCAUUGCAAUUGCUUCAACAAACUGAACACCAACCUUUUUUGCAUCCGGUGGGACAGACUGUAAUUUCUUUAAAUCCUCCCCAACACCAGCUAUUUUCACAUCAACUAGGCGAGGAUACUAGACAAGGCAAACCUCCGCCUGGUACAAUGUCUAAUCCAAUCCAGAAAUUAUCGCAGCAGUCAUUUUUGGCCGAAAGUAAACCAUUUCAAUCACAAAUCGCACCCAAUAUUCAAUCCUUCGAUGGACCUCCACCUUUUCCAGGUCCUCCGCCAGUCUUUAGGCCAACCAUGCCGAUGCAAGUCAUGGACGACACGUUUCCACAGCAGCCAAUAUUUCGACCAAGAUACGCGCCUCGCUUUGCUGAACCAGAUCCUUUAUUGGAUCAGUUAGAACAACAACAACACGUGCUAAACGUGGGCGUCAGACCAGCAAACGCCCCGCCAGAAUUCAAUCCGCGCUUAAGACCAAAUUUUGAUCUGCGUCCUGCUAUUAGAUUUCGGCCUCGAUUCAAUGCAAGGCCUCCGUUUCAUGGUAGGCCAGUCAUGUGAGCUGUAAUCACAAAAUAUUUCUGCAGCGUAAUUUUUCGUACACAAAAUUCUGUGUCAUUUCCGACUAACUAACAGGCUUCUGCAGGCCUUGGUUGUUUAAACGCGGUUAAACAUACCACUAUAAUAAUAACAGUAUUAAUGCAGAGGAUUGCGAUUAAAUUAUAUAUCCUUUUAUUUUUAAUGAGCAUGACAGGAGAACAAAAAUGGUAACCGUGUGUUUUCAAUCAUUUAUUUUUGUUGUGUGUAAGAAUAUUUCUCCGUAUUGUACUGCUUAUAAAGAUGUACAUAUAUUUAGUUUUGAAGAAAUAUAUAUAUGAUGUAUUA
Molecule: messenger RNA, 3434 nt
Organism: Hydractinia symbiolongicarpus
Lineage: Eukaryota; Metazoa; Cnidaria; Hydrozoa; Anthoathecata; Hydractiniidae
Exons: 9
Coding region: 39-3110 (1023 amino acids)
Biological process (GO): mRNA 3'-end processing
Cellular component (GO): RNA polymerase II, holoenzyme
Molecular function (GO): RNA polymerase II complex binding
Source: RefSeq, a predicted model, not a curated record